Molecule: messenger RNA, 1032 nt
Organism: Triticum turgidum subsp. durum (durum wheat)
Lineage: Eukaryota; Viridiplantae; Streptophyta; Magnoliopsida; Poales; Poaceae
Source: the annotation of a GenBank genome assembly
AUGGAGUUCCUGCAGGACAGCAUCCCAAGGGUGUGCAUCGCCGCCGCGGCCGCCGCGCUGUACGCGCGCGCGUCGUCGUCCCUCCUCCGGCCCGGCCUCCCCCGCCUCGUCGCGCUGCUCCCGGUGCUGGCGUUCCUCGCCGCCGCGCCCUUGGCGUUCGCUUCCUCCACCAACGUCCGGGGCACCGCCGCCUUCUUCCUCGCCUGGCUCGGCACGUUCAAGGUCGCCCUCCUCGCCGCCGGCCGCGGGCCGCUCGACCCCGCGCUGCCCGUGCUCACGUUCCUCUUCACCGCCUUGCUCCCCGUCAAGCUCCGCGGAGCAGCGGCGCCGGCCAACGCCGGCAACAGCAAGCCGGUGUCGCUCGUUUCUUGCGCGGUCAAGGUCGCCGUCAUAGCCGCCCUGCUCCGGCUCUACCAGUUCAGCGACCGGAUGCACCUCUACGCGCGCCUCGCGCUGUACGGCGUCCACAUGUACUGCUUCUUCGACCUCCUCCUCCCCUGCAUCGCGGCCGCCGGCGCGGCGCUCGGCAUGGAGAUGGAGCCGCAGUUCGACCGGCCGUACCUGGCCGCGUCGCUGCGCGACUUCUGGGGCCGGCGGUGGAACCUCAUGGUGUCCGCCAUCCUCCGGCCGUCGGUGUACGACCCCGUGCGCGCGCGCGCCGGGAGGGCCGGCGGCGUGCUGGCCUCAUUCGCGGUGUCCGGGGUGAUGCACGAGGCCAUGGUGUGCUACCUCGGCCUGCGGUGGCCGCCCAGCGGGGGGAUGGCCGCCUUCUUCGUCCUCCACGGCGUCUGCUGCGUCGCCGAGGGGUGGUGCGCGCGGCGGUGGGCGACCAGGGGGUGGCCGCCCCUGCCGCGCCCCGUGGCCACGGCGCUGGUGGGGCUGUUCGUGACGGCCACGUCGUUCUGGAUCUUCUUCCCGGCUCUUCUUCCCGGCGUCGAGGAGAAGCUGAUGGAGGAGUGGGCCGCAGUGGGGGCUUUCUUCCUCGACGCCGGCGGGAAAGUUCCGUCGUAUGGUCAACGGAGCAAAAGUUAG